Messenger RNA from Helicoverpa armigera (cotton bollworm), 2927 nucleotides. Its product is annotated as transmembrane protein 268. The transcript has 4 exons. Lineage: Eukaryota; Metazoa; Arthropoda; Insecta; Lepidoptera; Noctuidae. The record is from RefSeq and is a predicted model, not a curated record. The coding region runs from base 265 to 1404 and encodes 379 amino acids.
CUGACAUCGACAAGGCAUGACAUAUGAGAUUUAGUCUGAAAUACCUCUUUGCCCUGCCUUACUUAUCUAAAUUAUCCGAUUUCUUUUAGAUUUAAGAAUUUUAAUUCGAAUCCAAUAAGUAAUUGGAAAUAAAGUAUAUCCUAUUUAGUACAAAAACACUGCAGCCAGAGUUUAUUUACUCAAAGUGAUAUUACAAAUUGGAAAGAUUAAAGAUCGUUCUAUAUAAACUAAUAAUCAAUCGAAAUAAAUAUAUAUAAUUGCAAUAUGAGUAAUGUUGAAAUUACUGAAGUAAAUGAACUAAAUGGCAAUGUAAAUCAAGAUAAAGUGCGAAAAGGAUGGGUUAAAUUCGACGAUGAAUCUCCAAAGUCCGCAGAAAACGAAGUGCCACCAAGUGUUUCCUCCCCAGAAGGAGCGAGUACUUCUGCAACAGCUCAGUCUGCUGCAGUACUGAAAACGGAAACCGUACAUAUAAACUUGGAAAGAGGAGAUAAAAACAUUGAGCCCAUAUCAUUAGGUACAUUAUCCAAAAAUGUCGAGUUUGUUAAUGUUCGUCAAGGAUUCUCUAAUGGUGAUAUUAUUGUGACUCUGCUGCCUGUGAACACGAAAUGGCCCUGGGUGACAGCAGCACACUUUCGGCCAGAACUAGUGCCAGAGGAGCUCAUGGCUCAGGGACUAACUCUGACAGUGGAGGAGUAUGUUCAUGCAAUGGAACUGCUUAUUAACGAUGCUCGUUUUACAUUGUAUAACAUAUGCUACAAGCGUGUGCUUGUUUGUUGGAUAACGCUUGCAUUUCUUGUGCUGCUAGCACUGUUGUUUUCUGGCCUGACUGGACUGAUAUUGUUUUCAUUGGGUGUGUUAUGGCUGAUUCUCAACGCAGCUGCAAUUUUCCUGUGCAUGUGGAUAAAGUUGAGAUUAUCAAAAGGAUUGGAACAAUGUUUAGCAAGAGUUAACAAACUGCUAAGUAAACAUAAAUUGAUCCUAGCACUUGAUGAUAGAGGAAAGAUUUCAUGUCAUAAAGUAAAUCUAUGCUUUAUUUACUUUGAUUCUGGACCAUGUAUUGCACACAUACAACAGUUCAUUGAAAGUGAAGAAGGUAAAACAAUAAUGCAGGGCUGGGAACAGAGACUGGAUGUGCCAACUAAUGAUAUUGUAAUCCAAGGAACACAGUCAACCAGGUUGUCCAGAAAACAGGAAAGGGGGUGUCUUCUAUAUCUGCGGUAUGCUGGCCGCUGGGGGUCACAGGCUGUUAAAAAUAGACUUAACCUCAGCAGCCUGGUGCCUGGUCGCCACGGCGAGAAAUAUGUAUGUCCUUGUCAGUUUAUAGAAGAACACCUUAAGGUCAAACCUCCUGCGGGUAUUGCAAAAUAUUUUACUCUUCCUAACCAAAAUGUUCAAGUUUAUUAACUAACUUCAAAGUAAAUAAACUCAUAUUUUCAAGCAUUCGCUCAUAUCAAAGUACCUAUGUGUAUCUGUCCGUCCAUUUAGUACUAAUAACAUAUCAUUAUAAUUAGAAAUAAAGAAAAACGUACUUAAAUAUCUAUAUGUUUACAUAUUAUAUGUUAUUGUAGUUUAAUAUUAUUAAGGUACACUUAACUAAUAUUGCGCAUACUGCAAUGGUUAAAGAAUAGCGCUCUCAUCGCUCUGGGAUGCCUCAUAUGUCUUGUUACCCGCACGAAUAUUUAUGAAUGUGGCUAGACUUAAUUUUUUUUUACAUAGAAUUUCACGUGGUAGCACCACCAUGGUGUACCACCACAUAAUAUACAUUAGUGAUGAGAGCUGUUCUUAUAAAUCAUAAGAGUUGCCAUAAGUCUAUUUACGAAUUCGGCCAAAGUUUGGGUAAACAAAGAUGUUUAUUUUUUAUUAUUAUCUCACGAAAUGCUCAAUUUCUAUCAUUUUACUUAACAGCAAUAUCAUUUUUAAGAUGAGAUGCAUUAUUAUAUAAACCUUAAUCUCAAAUUAAAUCUCAGCUUAUUUUAUUCAAAUUGUGUUUUAUACUUUAUAUAAUUAGGUUGUUUUAUCAAGUAUUUGUUUCUAGUGGCCAUACAUUUAAGUUUUUACUGUUGUACAGAAAUAAGUAAUUUUAUUGGAAUAUACUUUAGUUUUGGAAAAAAUCUGCUUUUGUCGUAGUCUUUACAAGUUUAGAAAUUAAGCAUAUUUAUUAAAGUACUUAUUUACCUUAUGGCAUAUUAUAUCGAUUACCUUUAUAAAUACAAGAAUAAAAACUUUAUUAUUGUGGUAAUUGCCAAAAUUACCAGUAAGUAUUGUAAAAAUAUAUGAGUCUCAAAAUGUAUAAUGCUAAUACCUAGACACAGAUUUGGAAACAAUGAAAUCACAGUUGCACAGCCUAGUCAUCAACUUCUCAAUGAACUAAUUUAUACACAUCAUCAGUGUGCUGAACUCUAUGUAAAACCAAAGCUCAAAGUGUGAAAUUGUUUCAGAGCUAAUUAUUUUCGAAUGGUUAUUUUUUUAGAUCCUGUUAGUAAUCAUUUAAAAGUAAAUAGCAUUAAGGGUAAAGAGUAUAAUUUUACGAUCGUAAGGGUAUAUAGUGGAAGCAUUACACUUACCAGUUUAAAAAGUGUAUAAGUAAAAUACCUACAUUAAUUACAUUCCGUUUUUUUUUUAAUAUUGUAAAUAAUGCUCGCGUGAUUUUGAGGGAUGUAUAUUUCAAUAAAGAGGAGACAGUGUAUUAUUUGCUAUUACAAUAGGAACGCGGCAAUAGCAUACUAUAUAUAAACAUGAUUAAGUACUAAAAUAUAUGUAAGUGAACAGGUAUUCGUAAUGUUGUGAUUAAUGUAAACUUAUUCCGUCCUAAAUAUGAGAAGUAAUAGGAACUAAAAUAUAUUAAUUAGUAUACCUUUACUUACCUACAUAUUAUUAUUUUUAUGUAAUUACAUUAUGUUGAAUAAUAUAUACAUAUUUUUAAAGUU